UUGUUAAUUAGACAAGGCACCUCAGUUGGUGCCGACAAACUCCCUUCGGUUAUAGUACAAAUUUUUAUUGUUAUAGAUUAAUAUGCCGCCUAGUAAACUUGAUAGCCUUUACCGACGAAUGCUCAUAACGCGAUUCUUUGAGAAGGGAUGGGGGAAGCCAGAAAACUUACGUAGAGUAUUUCAGUUUCGAAAAAUUAUUUCCAGUAGAGAAACAUGCUACAAGCUAGUACCCCGAGAUUAUCCCGUGGAGAUUACCAAGAAGAAAAAAUACUCGGAUUCCACAUUGAUAGAGGGUAAUUUUAUGACUCCACUGGAGCUACAUCUUCCCGGAGUUGUUCCAGAAGCCGCACAAAAAGCUUAUUUCCAGUUAUUAAUUCCCAAUAAAUGGAUUAACGAAGAGCAUAAACCAGUCUGUAUUCAUUUGGCAGGAACUGGAGAUCAUUUCUUUUGGCGUCGAAGGAACCUUAUUGCUAAACCUUUAUUGAAAGAUGCCAACAUUGGAUCUAUUAUACUGGAAAAUCCAUUUUAUGGUCUCCGAAAACCUGUCGAUCAAAUACGAUCAAAUUUACACAAUGUAUCUGAUAUAUUUGUUAUGGGCGGAUGCCUAAUACUGGAAUGUCUUGUGCUAUUGCAUUGGUGUGAAAGAAAUGGAUUUGGUCCUCUUGGUAUCACUGGAUUAUCAAUGGGAGGACAUAUGGCAUCGUUGGCAGCAACAAAUUGGCCCAAACCUUUAGUUCUUGUUCCUUGUUUAUCAUGGUCUACUGCAUCUGCAGUUUUUACCACUGGAGUGAUGAGCCAAUCUAUUAACUGGGAUAUGUUGGAAACGCAAUAUUAUUCGGAUGGUCAAUUUAGAGAACGUCUUUCGAAAAUGGUUACUAUUAUCGAUGAUGCGUUUGCAGCUGGUCAAAAGUUUAUUCAGAAUUUUAAUCAGUCUCUGCAUGAGUUGAAAGAAGACAUUGAUGAUACGAGAAAGAAACAGUGCGAUACUGUUGGAAAUAACUAUGACACCCAAUGCAAUUCAGCGGAUAAGGAUAAUUCAAUAUUCCUAAUGAAAUCGCUUGAAAAUAAAGCAGUGAAUUCAAGCAAUUUGCCAUUGCCAUUAAAGGAUAUGCUUGGUAAAAAUAUUGGCAACUCUUCAGAACUAUCCACAUGCCAGCCUGAAUCAAUCGAAGAUAGUUCUGCAUUAACGAAACUCAUGCAAUAUAUUUUACCUUCAUCCGCACAUGACAAGACCAAAAAGAUUGAUAUUACAAAGACAAAUUGGUGGGAAAGAGAGGCUCUUCAAUUUAUGCGUGGAGUGAUGGAUGAGUGCACUCAUUUGAAAAAUUUCUCAGUGCCACAUGAUACCUCCCUAAUAAUAGCAGUUUGUGCUAGAGAUGACGCCUAUGUUCCACGAGAAGGCUGCUCGAGUCUUGAGGACAUAUGGCCAGGUGCUGAAGUCAGGUAUUUAGAUGCUGGCCAUGUAAGCGCCUAUGUUUUGCACCAAAAACUAUUCAGAUCAUGUAUAAUUGAAGCAUUUGAGCGAGCUAAAAAGGUUUAUGGAAAUGCCAAAUAUGAUGAUUUGAAAGCGGCCAUAAAAUAAAUGCAAGAGACUAAAAACAAUCCUAUAGAAACGAUAAUCAUGCGAGGAAUCAAAGCUGCUGAUCAUCACAGUGUAUAAAAACCAAUUUGGCAAUCCAAAAGUAAAGGACAACAAAGUAUAUAGUUGGUAAGGCAUAAUUAAGUAUAGAUGAUGGCCUCCAAGGCAUACAAAAAGCUUUUUUUUUUCGAAAGUUAAAG
Drosophila nasuta is the source of this 1779-nucleotide messenger RNA. Its product is annotated as protein ABHD18. NCBI's taxonomy places the organism in Eukaryota, Metazoa, Arthropoda, Insecta, Diptera, Drosophilidae. The record is from RefSeq and is a predicted model, not a curated record.